GUCAAAGAGCUCUUCUCGAACCAGCCUCGACUACUGGAGGAGCUGAACGUGAGCUACUGCAUGGACGUCACGGACUCCUCCUUCGAGUGUCUGUGCUCCGUGCCCAGCUUCUUCGGUAACCGCGCCGUCAGCUCGUACCCCAAACUGACCAAGUUGGACGUCUCUGGCUGCCCCUCAUUAACCAAUCUGACCUGUUCUUGGGUUGCUGCUGCGUGUCCGCUGAUCCAGAGUCUCAAGGCUUCCUGCUGCGUUGGUCUCACCGACAAGGGACUUCUAGCUUUAGCAGGGUUACUGAAGCUGGAAGAGCUCGAUCUCUCUGGGUGCGUGGGCUUUACCGAUUCAGGGUUCGACAAGUUUUUCCGAACCGAUGGCAUCAACGCCCACACCACUAGGCCACCAGAAGAAGCGUCCAACUGCUUCAAGACCCUCCAACGCUUGAAUCUCUCUAACUGCCCCAAUGCCAGUGAGAAGACGAUGCUUGCGGUCAUCGGCACGUGCUCAAAAUCGCUGACGUCACUGGACAUGUCCAGAAUUGCUGCAGUCCCUGCUUCAGUCCUCGUUCGGCUGGUGAAGGCCAGUCGCUCACUAUCCGAGCUUCGACUUGCCGGUCAGUCGGGAGUCACGCGGGCGAUGCUCACGAAUCUAGCAAGCCACAACAAGGUUUUGCGAGUGCUGGACCUGCGGAACUGCGUGAAUGUCGACGACCUGGCGCUCUACCCGCUCAUAGUCAUGCAGACCAUCGAGGAGCUCUACCUCUCGAGGUGUGAUCAGCUCACCAGCCGCGGAUUCCAGAGUCUGCCGGGGAAUCUCACGCGCUUUGAGCUGCAUGGCCACCCGACCGACAAGCUGGACGACGCGUGCUGUCGUGUUCUAAGCGACAGGUUGCGGCUGCUCGAAGUGCUGGAGCUUUCUCACAGCGCAGGCGUGUCUGCUGCAGGGAUCGCUACAAUCUGGAGCAAGUGCCGCUUCCUGCGUCACCUCAACGUGUUCCAAUGUCCGCUCGUCCAAGUAUCCGACCUCGCCAAACUUCUUCGCAGCCGAGCCGAGAACCCGUACGGUCUUGAAGUCAUCGUCGACCAAGAAGAGUCCUUCAAGGGGAUCGCAGCACCCGAUCCCGACGAGGCCGCCAAAGCUCGACGACGAGAGAAGAUAUUGGGCCAUUCGGUCAAAAGUUCCCAGCUCGCGACGCUGCUCCAAGCUCGCUUUCGUGUCCGACACCGCGCGCGUGAGAAGCAGGCGGAGCUGGAUGACCGGGAAUGGGAGCAGUUCUGCGCUGCUCUGGACAUCCAGCGUGUGUUCCGAGGCUACCGCUGCCGAGUGAAGUACAGCUACACGAGACGGAAGGUUACGAGGGCUGUUGUGUUGAUCCAGUACAGGUGGAGGAAGCGACGACAUGAGCGCCGUGUUCGACGCGCUCAGAGCUACUGGACGAACCGCUCGGAGCUAAAAGUGUUUACGGCGUGGAAGUCGCUGUACCUGGAAGCCAAGCGCGAGCGGAAGCGUGCUCUUGUGGCGAUGAAGGCUGCGAAGGCGCUCAACUUCUGGGGGGAGCGCAGACUGCCAGCCAUCUUCUCUGCCUGGAAGGAACACGUCCAGCAGAAGCGCGUGAAAGCCAAGAAAGCGCUGGUGUUCUGGAAGUGCCAGUCGCUGCCUCGCGUAGUUGAGGCCUGGCGCGCGCUCACAGCGCAGGAGAAAUGGCGUCGGCAGUUGGUCAUCAAAAUCUUCUUGACUACGGUGUCACUGGAGGCGCAUAACUCCACGCCGCAGCUGGAAGGCAGAGCACGGGCCAACAUGGCCGCGAAGCGCUUGGUCUGGCGUCUGUGGCUCGAGUUUGUGCGGGACCAGAAGCUCUUCUUGCUCAAAGCGACCAUGUCCAUCGUCUGCGGCAGCUUGACCCAUUGGGCGUUCCGCCAGUGGCACCAGAACGCGCAGCGAGAGCGACAGCUUCGAGAUAAGUACCGGCGGCUAGCAGGCAAGAUCUUCCACCGCGACAAGCUGCUGGUCUGGAAUGCCUGGAUGGACUUCGUGCGGGAACAGCGCGCCAAACGACGAGCGUUCGCCAAGUUCUCGAGCAACAUCGUGACCAAGUGCUGGCUGCGCUGGCGCAAGCACCACGACGACCUCGUGGCUCUCCGCGCUGUGUCUGGCCGCGUUGCAGCUCGACUCCGGAUGAUGAACGCCGCGAAAGCCGUCAAUACUUGGUACGAGUUCACGCAAGAGCAGAUCGAGAUGCGCAACCGCCAACGUCGCGCGUUGGCCUUCUUCAUGAACGGCACUCAGGUCCGCGUCUUUGCAGCUUGGGCGGCUCACACGGAGUACGCCAAGCACUGUCGUGAACGGGUUCGGGCGAUGCUUGCGAACGCUCAGCUGGCCUUCACCUUCACGGUCUGGGUCACGCACGUCCGCGAGGUGCAGCGCGCUUAUCGCAUGGCAACGACCCUGCAGGCGUGCUGGCGAGGCGUGGUUAUUCGGCGUCAGCUCGAGAACCACUACUUGUAUAUGGUUUGGGCCACCGUCAUGAUCCAGAACGCCUGGCGUGGUCGUCUCGGCAGAGCUCUGCUGCUCGCUGCAACGCGAAAGGCGCGGCUUCGUGAAUACCUGCGCGCGGAGCGUGAGAGAGACGCCAUGGCAGCCGAGGAGGCUCACACGCGCCAAGUAGAACGCGAGCUGAGCAUGGUCAUCGUACUCCAGCGUCGGUGGCGCGGGGUGGCAGCUCGUCAUCUCUUCGAGGAGGUUCGACGCGCACGAUUCCUGCUUCGCAAGCAGCAAGAAGCGGAGAUGCAGGAGCUCGUCCGAGUGCAGGCAAGGCGUAGACAACUAGAGCGUGAACGCCUUGAGCGCACCAAGAACCUGGCUGCCAUAACCAUUCAGCGGCACAUUCGCGGAUACUUGUUUCGACGUUGGUUCGCCUCACAGAAAGAGCUGCUGGUGAAGAUCCGCUGCGCCUCACACGUGCAGGCCGUGUAUCGCGGCCGUAUUGCGCGCAGACGUACCGCCGCUCUCAGACGGAGCUACAUCUCGCGGAUGGAAGUGCUGACUCGACGUGCAGUCGAAGGCAAGAUGCUGCGCACUCUCGGCGCACCCACGCGUCCGACUCAGCGUGGACUGCGCAGCUUCCUCGCGUUCUUUGGUCUCGACCCAGCCACCUUCCUGACCGAUAUCCGCUCUGUCUUCCGCGAGGUGCGAGAGGACUUCGACGAGCUGCGAACCUUCUUCCAUGUCGUCAAGAAGAAGGUGGACGCCAACGCCGCUAAGCAGAUUGAAGCGCAGGCCAAAGUCCUGGCUGCGGCGCCUCCGACUCUAGUGCCGGAGAAGGCUCGACGGCGGACGUUCGGCUUCAUGCGUCUGCAGAGCAAGUCCCAAGCUGCGCAGCGAUUCCUCGGUGACUUCGAGCAAAUGGUAACCAGCGCGGCAGACGAGAAGCGGCUCGAUGAGGAGCGCGUGGACCGCGGCAGCGCCGUCCGAGUUGUUUUGCCUGGGCACCCGCGCUGCGGCGAGACUGCGUUCGUAUUGAGCGUGGCCGACGGCGUGGCUCAAGUCAAGAUGGAUCUGGACGGCGAGCUCGAGUUCUUCCCUCUCUUGAUCCCAGCAACGAAGCUCGAGCCUGCCAAGCGCGUUCUGCACCGCGUGCCGGAGUUGGCGUUCUCGGCUGCAUACGCGAUCAGCGUCGCUGGUCCUGGCGGUAAGAUCAGCGCCAAGUGGAGACAGGAGCUUGAGGCCUACGCCGCGUCCAUCGCUGACGAGUCCAAGCGCUACUGCGCAGCUCGCGUGAUCCAAUGCAUGGCGCGCGUGUACUUCGCGCGCAUGCAGUACCAGCGUGAGCUGGAGCUUCAAGGAGUGAAUGCUGCGAGACGGCAGCAAGCCCUACUGCAGGUAUUGAAGACGCUGCGCUGCGCCAACACGCGAGUGGCUCGGAUGCUUGUGAUGUUGCAGCUCGUGCGCCCCAUGGACGUGCCGCCCGGACUUCCAGACAAACCGUUGGGCAUCCAGAAGGUGAUCAACCGCAUGCAGCGCUUCGUAGCUCGACGACGGGAAUUGGAGCAAGUGCUGGUGAGACUCACGCCCGUGGAGUACAAGGGUGCUUUGGUGAAUGAUCGGCAAGGACCUGUAUACUUGCCAGCGCCUUACACCCGCCUGAUCGAUCGACUGCUCCUUUAUCCGCUGCGCUGGGUCGAGCGCGCCACGACUGUGGCCGUCGCUAAGCGGCUCGCCAAGCGCGGACAGGCGGAGCUGGCGGCAUUCAUCGGCGGCGCUGAGUUCGCCAAGAGCUUCGAGGAGGAACACGCCAAAGCUCGCGAGUACUUCUUCCCUCAGCUGGCAAACUGCUCGUUCUGUGCCUCCGAAGGCUGGGCGCUUGUGCAUGGCGUCUUCCAGGAGCGGCGAGUAGCAGUCUGGGGGGCAGAGGAUCAGGAUCCCGACAAGCCCCAAAAGUUCCGCAGUGCCUUGGUACCUCACGGCUGGGGCGUUGCCCACUUCCUGACCGGCCAGGUCCAUCCAGGGAAGGCGGCAGGAAAGGCAGGAGCUGAGGCCAUCGCCAGCGUAGUCACCAAGUGGAAUUGGCUGGAGCGCAACUCCGUCGAGGCGCGCUUCAAGAGUUUGCAGAUCGUCAAGGCGCUCAAAGCCCAAGAACGUGAAGAGCGGCUGGAGGCGCAAUUGCUUGAACGUCAGGGUGUUUGGAACGCCGAGCGUUCGCGCGAAGGCCCGCGCGGGUACGCAAAGCGACACGCAGAGCUCAGUGUGCUCGAGGAGAAGACGAUCGUCUUCUUGGAGCGGUUCGAGCGCGAAAUCGCGUGGCGAGAUCGUGAGGAAGCUCGGCUGCUGCAGGAAGAAGCGCGUGGGAAUGCGCAGGCCGACAAGGAGCGCGCUGAGCUCAUAGCGCAGGGCCGAGCGUUGCACGUGCUGCAGCAACAGAAGCCGGAGGGUGUAGUCGAAGUGCAAAUCAUGGCCACGCCCAAGUCUCCGCUCGAGUUCUUGUGCGUCGGCUGCUUCGUGGAGGUCGAGCUGGACGACGAAAACUGGUACGAGGCGCGCGUCGACGCGAUUGACCCGUACGACACCUGUACAGCCGAGAUGUUCUACAUGGAGGACGGCAAGCGAGAGACCAUCAAGCUCAUCGAAGCCACUGAGACGGAGGCCAAGCAAGUGGCACCACAGGAUCGCAGCAAACUCACUCUCGCAGAGGUAACCGCUGCAGCUAAGCAAAAGGCUGCGGCAGACGCUAUUCCGUUCCGUCGAUGGCGAGCCGGUAAAGCUGCAGACGUGCUCUGGGAGGCACCACCCGACAAUGGUGCACCGAUCACGCAGUACGUGGUGGAGUGGAAGGACGAAAGCGGGGACGAGUCCCUAGCAGGUAAAGCCAUUGUGUCUGACGGGGAAUCGGUGGCUUGUCAACGGCUCUCAGCAGCACCUCCACAAGCGGGUAAUGACGCAACAAAGCCCAACGAGAUCCCAUCGACACAAAAGGCAGGAGAUGACAGUCAGCGUGGCUCCACCGGGCAGGUACCGACGAAGACGACGCUGUGGCCUAUCCUUCCACAGAGCGAGCACUCGAUGCGCGUUCGUAUUGCAGCUGAAAACGCUCAGGGCGUGGGUCUUGCCAGCGUUUACUUGGAGAUGCCAGAAGAGCUCACAGAUGUGAGCUACCAAACCGCAGUGAGACUCACGCGACCUCCGAUCGACACGACGCCACUCGAAGCGCGCGAGACAGCGGAGAUGGAGUUAGAAGACGCAGCAGAUCACCAGCUUCGAGUCAAGUUGACAUGCACUGUGUGCCAAGCCUCCGGGUUUCGUUCGAUUGAAGAGGUCGGCGAGCACAUCUGCCGAACGCACGCAGUUCCUCUCAUUUGCCCCUUCCGGUCCUGUGCCCACGUCUGCGCCUCAGAGCGCGCGCUGCGUUAUCAUCUCUGGAACUCGACGAUCAACCGCCUCACGCCGGAGGAGAAGGCCAGCGACUUCUUCGUGGAGAUCUUCGAGAGCUCACGCCAGUACUGCUUCCGGAAGUCUCGACGGCACGUGGUGCCCGGACGCGGCUUGGUUCGUCGCCAGUCAUCCAAGAAGAUAGCGCCACCACGAGACGAAUACGAGCGAGCGGAAGCCGAGCAAGCCAAGAUCGAGGAGGAAGUCUACUUGGAAGGCAAGCUCCAGGACGCCGUGAAGGUCUGGCUGGCUCGCGGUCGAAGUCUCCAGGAGCGCAACUUGGCCAAGCGCGCGAUGCUGGAACGUCGUGACCGUGAGAAUCGGCUCGAGACUCCUGCUCCACUGUUCGGAGUGGACUUUGAGUCUCCUGAGGUGAACGUGGGUCGACGCAACGCCGUCCUCGAGACGAUUCGCCUGCUGGAGCAGGAUCUGGAGGACUUCCGGGUCGAGACGAACACGCAGCUGGACACCUUGCGCCAUGACGAGGGCGAGUUGCAGGACUACAUCGCUCUCAAGAUCAAGCGCAUCAAGGCUAGCGGGGGCGAAGAGUGGCAGAAGCAGUCGCUCAAGCGCGAGAAGAAGAAGGCGGAGGUCUCGCUGGCGCAGGUUCAGGAGAAACUCGCGGCGCUGAUCGCGUCGUCGGAGGAGCGUAUCGCCAUGAUGGAGAAGGAGCUCGCGCGCUUGGGCGCGAUCGAAAAGGCCUUCGUGCCGUUCACUCACCAGCUCAUCCGGACGCUGCGAAUGCGCGCGUUAGUGCAGCAGACCCACAAACAAGGCUCCGACAUUCUGGAAAGCCACCGCAUACUCCUCGCUCAGUACCAAGACGACCUACGCAAACUGCUGGAGCGCAUGGACCACGAAGUCGAGCUGCUCAAUGCCUGGGACGACAUGAUAUCCGCGCGACAGAGGCAACUUGAAGCGCUUCAAGAAGAGCUGCGACGCCUCCAGCUGCUGCAUGUAGCAGAGCGACAAAAGCUGCGGCAGCAACGCGACGAAGGCGACGAGACCUUCCUCCUGGGGAAGCUGCGGCAGGAGCAGGCACGCAUCGUGCACCGCAGGGAGAGAGCGGAGAAGGAUGCGAUGGCGCGCUCCAAGAUGACGCGCGUGCAGCUCGCGAUGGUGGAUGCGAAGGCUGCCCGGGAAGCCGCUGAAGCUGCUGCUGCAGGCGAAGAACCCAAGAUGCCUCUGCACUCGCUCCAGAUAUCAAACCACGACCUCGCACUGCACGAACGCUUCUUGAAUGGCAAGGCCGCUGACGCCGAGUACCUCCGCGACGACACUGCAAAGCAACUUGAUGUUGUGCCUGCUGAGGGAACAGCUCCGGCCGCGAGUGGAAGUGGCAAUGCUACGGCACCUGGUCAGGAGUCUGAGUCGAAAACUAGCGCGAUCGUAGGAGCAGCAGCGGCGACCUUAAGUGUAUCUGCCUCUGUUGAGGUUGGAAAUGGAGUUGUUAGUGGCAACAACGAGGCUGCUGGCGUGCUCUCGAAGCCGAAAGCUGCACGGAUAACGCGCAAGGACAGCAAGCCGAAACUCCGCGAGCUACCACACACGUACGUGCGCUUGGAGUGCUCCUUCCAAGACGGACGUAUCCAAGGUCAUGUGGUGAUCGAAUACAACGACGGCUCCAUCUACGAAGGUCCGUGGGUCGAGGACGCAAGCGCCAGCGCGACCAAACCUUUAAUCUCCAGCGCUGGAGCAGACCCGGAUCCGCCUCGGAAAACUCGAAAGCCUGCGCACAGACACUGGGGCAAGUUCACGUGUCGAGACGGCACCGUUUGGGAGGGUGAGGGCGUCGACAACUUCUUCUCUCCGUUCACAGCCAGCGGUGCGUACUUCCGCGUGACGUCCUGCCCAGCAACGCAUAUCUACGAAGGCUCUAUACGACGUGGCAAGUUCCACGGCCUUGGCACGCUGCACAUUCGCAUGGCUUUCACGCGCGGUGAGUACGUGGGCGAGUGGAAGGAAGGACAGCGUCACGGGUACGGCAUCGAGCGGCUGGACAACGGCGAGCUCUUCGCAGGCUACUGGGCUCACGAUCGCCACAACGGCCCGGGCGAGUUGGUGCUGGCCGACGGGUCUCGGUACGAUGGCUUCUUCCGUCGUGGACUCUGGCACGGACACGGCGUUCGCACUCUAGCAAACGGUGACCGCAUCUCGGGCGAGUUCCACGACGGCUUCUUGGACGGUCCUGGAGCAGUCGAUUUCGCUGACGGGAAGCACUACGCGGGGGCCAUGAAGCGCACAAGACGUCAUGGCCAUGGCAUCCUCGUGUUCCCGAACGGCGACAGGUACGAAGGUCCGUUCGAAGACGACGAAAUGCAUGGCGAGGGCGUGUUUAUCUCUCGGAGCGCGGGUGGGGAAGGCACUUUGGGCGGGAAGAACGAGCCGCUAGAGCGCCUUGGUCGCUGGGAACACGGCGAGCGCAUGAUGUGGCUGAGCAGGCCCAGCUCUCAGCUGGCGACGGCCACUUUCGUGCAGUACUUUGGGGUGCUGCAUCGCGAAAACGGCACCGGCGAGCUGGAGCUGGACCUGCUGCCCACCAAGUUCCGCACCCCAUACGCUGUCAUGAUAGCGCGGCAGUUGCCUAUCUUGCCGGAAGGUGUCGACCCCGAGGACGCCUUCGUCAAGGCUGUCGUCCACCUGCUCGCGAAGACGCAGAACGUCAUGGUUGGUGCCGAAGUGCUGGAGAAGGCAACCACUGAGCACGCGGCUGUGCUGAAACAGAUCGAGGAGCACGAACCAGAGCUCGAGAAGCUGCGCAACGAGCAGGAGCUGUGCGCGCGCACCAUGCGAGAGGCCGAAGCGCGGGUGGCAGCGAUGGCUGCUGAACUGAGCGAAGCUGAAGCUCAGGAGGAGGUCAUGCAGGUCAAAGUGGAGCAGUUCUGGAAGCAGGAUCGGCAGCAGCUCGAGCGCAAGUACCGCGAAGCUGUUGACGGUCUGCAUGCCCUCGACCCCAUGGACUGGUACAGGCUCCGAUCGGCAAAGCUGGACGACACGUUCAUGUCAGUGUUGAAAGCCUUUUGUGUACUGCUCACCUUCACCUCCAACUUCCAGCUCGAACUGGACGAAAAGGACCGUCUGGAUCAACUGGCCAAGUACGAGAAGCAGAAGCAGCAGCUCGGAGACAAAGCCACACUAAAACCUCCGCCGGAACCUCAAGAGUUCCCGUCACGAGACGACAUUCUGCGAUUGCUCUCCAACAGCGACGAGAACGUCAUCCUCGGAGACCGCGAAGGGCUCAUCCACAAGUACGCGGUCAAGGCGCUCUACAUCCUGCCGCUCUUCGACGCUUACUCGUUCGCUGAAGGAACUCGGCGUGCUCGGCUACUCUCGCUCACCAACGUCAUUCACCACCCGCGUCUCCGUCCAGGUAACUUCCAGCUGCACACAGUCUCUCCAGCUCUGGCCGCGACCUGCGUCUGGGUGCGUGCAGCGUACCAAUAUGCCUCCAAGGCUGCCGAGAUCGCCCCCACAGUGCAGCGCGUGCACGCGCAACGCUUGAUGCUGCUCCGGAUGCGCGAAGAGCUGGCUGCAGAGCGCGCAACCGAGCAGCAAGCGAUCCAAGCCGCUGAGGAUGUUCGAGCCAAGCUGGACGCUGCGCAGAGUACCAUGACGACGCUGCAGGAGUCUCGAGCCAAGCUUUGCAAGGUGCUGGACGACCUCGACGCGCUGGAUCGAGCCGAAAGCGAGCCGAUGGCCAAGCAAAACAUCACGCGCCCGCGAACGGGACUCAAGCUUGCUGAGACUCAACGUGCUGGGACGCCUAGUGACAAGAGCGGUGGGCUUGGCAAGCUUGACGAGGGCUCUACCGGUACUGGUGACACGGAACCAGAGGUGGCCGAGCCGAGUCACGAGCCGAAAGAGGCCGUUCUUGAGCGGAUCCUGUCGGACGCAGCUCUGGCCCAGGAGUUCUCCAUCCUCAAGCUCGAGGUGCACAAGGUCGUGAGUCGCUACGACGGCGGAGCGUCCGGUAAAGUGCCGCUGAGCGAGUUCCCGGCCGCGUACGAGAAUUCGAUGCACAAGCCCAUCGUGCCCAGUACCUUCGGCGUCAAGAAGCUGCGCACGCUGCUUGGUCUGCUGGAAGACGUCGUCGUCGUGGUUCCGCCUCAGCGCGAGGGCGAAGUGGAGACCGUGCAGCUCUGCCCCGAGCCGUCGAGCAGCGAGGACGAGGGGGAGAACGACGACGGCACGCCCAAACCCAAGCGCGUCCAUUAUCCAGCCCCACCUCGGCUGUUCUACUUCUGCCGGUCGUGUCCGGGCUUGAGCUUCGCCAAGGAGGGCGAGCUGCGCAUUCACGAGGCCACUAAGUGGCACUUCUGGAACGUGUCGGCUAAGCGCGAAGGCCGGAAGCCGCGUAAGUGGACGGUGGCGUCUUCGUGCUGGAGCGAGGUGUACGACGCGGAAUCGGGCGAGGUCUGCUACUACAACCGCAUGACCAAGGAGGUGGUCGCGGCCGCCGACGGCCCUCCCCCGGAGAUGCAGGUGGACGAUAUUCUGCUCGAGCUGCUGGUGGACGAAGCUCCGGCCGUCCAAGACGACACCCAGCAGCAGCCUGAGGAUCCGUGGGAGGAGGUGGCCGACGAGGCCGGCAGCGUUUACUUCUACAACCGCAGCACGGGCGAGACGAGCUGGACGCAUCCG
Messenger RNA from Phytophthora sojae, 10557 nucleotides. RefSeq lists its product as hypothetical. Lineage: Eukaryota; Oomycota; Peronosporomycetes; Peronosporales; Peronosporaceae. The record is from RefSeq and is a predicted model, not a curated record. The annotation marks the transcript as partial. Gene Ontology annotation, molecular function: protein binding. The transcript is spliced from 3 exons.